AUGACACAUCCCCAAAGAAGACGUGGUGGUGGUGGCCGUGAAAGAGGUUUAGCCACAGGCGGUGGAGGAAGUGCCGUAAGAGGCCGUGGAAGUGAAUCCGGCGGAGGAAUUAAGGGAGGAAGCAAAGUGUUAGUGGCGCCACACAGGCACGCAGGAGUGUCCAUUGCCAAGAGUAAAGGAGAUGCUCUUGUCACCAAGAACUUAGUUCCUGGUGAAAUCAUUUACAAUGAGAAGAGAAUCUUUGUUCAGAACGAGGAUCGAUCUACAGUUGAAUACAGGAUUUGGAACCCUCAUAGAUCUAAGUUAGCUGCUGCUAUUAACAUUGGUGUUGAUAACAUUUGGAUCAAACCUGGUCUUAAAGUUCUUUACCUUGGUGCUUCUGCGAAUAGUAUAGACUCAAAUUUAUCAGCAGAAACAGAGAGUAUCAGAAGGAAGUGGAGAAGCUGCAAAUGGAAGAGUUGA
Camelina sativa (false flax) is the source of this 462-nucleotide messenger RNA. NCBI's taxonomy places the organism in Eukaryota, Viridiplantae, Streptophyta, Magnoliopsida, Brassicales, Brassicaceae. The record is from RefSeq and is a predicted model, not a curated record.